Molecule: messenger RNA, 10489 nt
Organism: Mya arenaria
Lineage: Eukaryota; Metazoa; Mollusca; Bivalvia; Myida; Myidae
Product: nuclear hormone receptor HR96-like
Exons: 5
Coding region: 465-2345 (626 amino acids)
Biological process (GO): positive regulation of transcription by RNA polymerase II; cell differentiation; negative regulation of transcription by RNA polymerase II
Molecular function (GO): nuclear receptor activity; zinc ion binding; RNA polymerase II cis-regulatory region sequence-specific DNA binding
Source: RefSeq, a predicted model, not a curated record
GAUAUGAAAAGGAAUAUUAAUACGUUGUAUUGAAUUAUUCAAAAGAGAUUAAUUGUUAUGAUAAAACGUUGAGAAGAGUUAAAUGAUGUCACUUAUUGGCGUAAAUAUAGAAUUAAUCAAUAUGUGACAAUGGGAGAUUUUCACUUCAGUGUAGUAUAUGGAGAAUUAUCGGCCUAGCGAACAGUCAUAGUGUGUGUGUGUGUGUGUGCAUGCAUGAUAGAAACAGCUAUGUGUAUAUAGGUAAUGUUAGGCUCUCCACUGUAACUGAACAGUCAGUCUUACACUGGGAAUUAAAAGUAUUGGUUAUUUACUCCGACGUUAUAAAUUCUGAUAGUGUUGAUUUAACUGUUACUAGUAUAAUCUUUGUGUGUUUUGAACAUCUUUGGGAGUAAAAAAACCUGUUACCGCCUUUAUCAUGGGUUUAAAGUCUGAGAAAAUUGGAUUUGUCGAACUGCUUGUGUCAUAUGCCAAUCCCACAGAAUAAGGAAAGAAAUUGGAAAAAAGGCAGCACAAUGGAAUACACCAUGGACUGGCUGUCUAAUGAUGUCUGCGAAGGCUUCGCUAAUGUAGACAUCAGCUGUACGAAUUCUUAUUCUAGCACCAUGUAUAAGCCAAACAACAUGUCGCCAGUAUAUGACGAGGCGGGGAAAAUAUAUCAGGGUGUCAACUAUGGCAGUCGUGGAGGUCAGGAUGCCAGUGUGACAUCCAACGGAAUGAAUAUGAAUGGGGUCGUAGAUAUACCAGAUGGAAGUAACAGUGUCAUACCUAGUGGAAGAAAUAACGGUAUAUUACAUGAUGGAAAUAUGAACGGCAUCAUGCCUAAAAAUGGAAAAAUCAAUGAAAACAUGUGUUUAAUGAACGGAAAUAUGUACAGUCAGGAGCAAUGGGGAAGUACAACUACUCAAAGUAAGAAAUAUUGCAGGGAGGAUCUAAAGCCGACCAUAGAAAUGUUGAACGGCAACGUCAACAUGGCCGACAGCUCAACGUCAGACACAUCAUUAUACAUGGAAAAUUACAGCGCAAAAAAGCGUGAGCAGAAAAGACGCCCAAAACCAAAAGAUGGCACAGUUCUUCUCUGCCAAAUUUGCGGCGACCGAGCCCUCGGCUACAAUUUUGAUGCCAUUACCUGUGAAUCUUGCAAGGCAUUUUUCAGACGCAAUGCUAUUAAAACAAAGGUAUUUACAUGCAGUUUUGAGGGGAAUUGUAAACUGGACCCCCAUACGCGGAAGUUCUGUUCUGGCUGCCGACUGAAGAAAUGUGUUGAUGUUGGCAUGAAGAAGGAAUGGAUACUCAGCGAUGACCAGUUGGCCAAACGACGAAAGAAGAGUGAGCACUCACCCUCGUCAUCUGAUGAUCGGCAGUUUCUCUCCCCAACAGAUCCCCAUAUGACCUUGCCACCUCAUUUGGGCGGGGCCCCACCCCCCAUGGGGUACCCCCCACCACACAAGAUUGACCUCUAUUCCCCAACAGGUAGCAGCAGCGAUGGGGAAAUCAAUUCUACGAGCUACAUGUCUGACUCAACAGAAAACAGCAGCCUAAGCAGUCCCCAAGCUGCUCCCUACCUCAGUUUUUCGCCGUCGAUGGUAAAAAAGGAACACAACGAAGAGAGCUACACAUUUCGUCCAGUACCUCCAGAAAUCGUGCUCGAAAUCCAGAAACUUGAGAUGGAGUACCGGUCUGUCUUUGAUGCGGGUUAUUCAGUUGAUCAGGCUAAGAAAAUGGUUGAAAAGCCGCACAAUGCGAAUGACUUAUUUAAUAUGACGGACAUAUUCAUACGCCGGCUUAUAAAGUUUGCUAAACAUAUACCCGAGUUCAAGGAGUUAAAACAAGAGGAUCAGAUCUUCUUAUUAAAGGGUGGCAUAAUGGAAAUCAUGGUUCUGAGAUCUGCGAUGGGGUUUGAUCCACAGAACCUUAAGUGGAAGCUUAAAGCGCAGCAGAGCAUAAAGGAAGACGAACACAAAAUCGAUCCAUCAAUUAUUCGGGAACAUCUUGGUGCAUCAAUGUACCAGGAUCAUGUGCAGUUUGUGCGGGGAUUACACAUGCUGACUAGAAGUGACCGAACUGUAAUGACACUCAUGUUCGUGAUCGAAAUUUUCUCUCCAGAUCGGGCUAACUUGAAAAACAUUGAAGCAGUGACAAAAGCACAAGAAAAGUACACGACCUGGCUCCAGCACUAUUUGGAAUCGAUAAUGUCAGUACAGGAGGCUCAGGAUUUGUACCCCAAACUACUCAUGAAAAUGCUGGAAGUGCGCAAUCUUGGUGAAUCAAGUGCCAAAUUGGCGUCAAAUUUAGACAUUUCAAAGCUGGAGCCACUGCUUAUAGAAGUUUUCAGUUUGCAGAAAUGAGAUGAUUCAUGACUCCAAACUUGACAAAGUGUGCUUGAUUGAAAACAUGAUCUCCAGGUUAUAAAUUUAUAGAUAGGACAAGGAAUUGGGUCAAGGAGAAUAGAAUUAACAACAUGCAGACACUGUCAGCUUGCAUUGGAUUUGUAGCAUAAUGCAUAAUGCUCUUAAAAUGAAAAAUGGCAUUUUAUUGACACAGAUUUUGAGAUGUUAGUUUACCUCAUAUGUAUGUGAAUCCUGUUAAACAUGUUUAUAUAUUCUGUGGUUAUGUGGUUUAUUCAUGGCCCAUUAUCAAUCCUUGAAUGCAUGAUUAAUGUUAUCUACUUAUUGUUAUCAAAAAUGGCAUACAUGUUGGCUUAGAUUGUAUAACUGCUUCAGCAUUGUUUAAUGAUUUGUAUGACAUUACAUGCGUAAUGAUUUGUACUACAUUACAUGCGCUGCCUUUGAACCUUUGUUAAGAAUGUUGUUUAUUAUAUUUCAAGCUGUUGCUGUUAUUUUAGUUUUAUAGAAAUCGAAGUUAUAUUUCUGCCACAGAAGUUCUGUAAGAUGAUUUUGACCUAGAAAGUUUAUGCAUUAUGUUCUGAGGAAAAUUGGUCAAAACAAUCAUUUUGAAUGCAUCAUGUCACCAAAAUAGAAUAACAGUCCAAAAUCAAUGCCUUUCAUUUUGUUAUUUUGCAGGGAAUUACACCCAAAUGUCUGUAAACAUAAAUAUGAUUUUCUCAACCAAUCAGAAAAAAGAUAUUAUUUUCUCCAAAAUAAUGCAACAUUGGACCAUUAUGAUGAUGUUUAGCUGUCUGCUUCUCUAUGCAGUUAUAUUUGUUAGGAAUUUAGGCAUUAUCCCAAGUGCUUUUACUUGAAAAUGCUCCAUUUUAUUGCAGAAGGCAACAUUAACUUGUGUACCUGCAUGAAGAUAAAACACAUUUGCAACCACACUUCGGCAAAAUGUCAUGCACGUUCUUGGUUCAUAUAUAUCUUUGCUGUGUAGGAUCAUGCAAGUUUUCUAUUUAUAUUAUUAGGUCGGUAGCCUUAAGUUACUAUUUCGAUGAAAACAUAAUUCAUCAUUUACAUUCCUAUUUCGUUUAUAAUACAUAUACUUGAUCUAGAAAUCAUUAACAGCAAAGCCUCUGUCAAAUUUCUUAAAGUUGACCUAUUUGUCUUUUUCAAGUCAUCGGUAUGGUUUUGUUUAAACACAAAGUGAAGUAGGGCAUGUACCAGGAAUAAAGCUACUUAUACUUUCUCCAGACUUACCCUUAUUGAACAUUGUUUAUUUCAUAGUAAGAUGUUUGUUUGGAUCAUUUGCUAUAUCAUUUAUAUGGCUUUUCAGGACAAAAUGUAUUUAAUUUGGUAAGAUGAUAAUCUCCAAAUGUAUUUGGGGUGGAUGGAAAAAUUCUGACCAAAGGGCACAUGUGGAAUCGGGUAACGAGGCUUGCAGAUUUACAAGCAACACAGCGUGUCAGAAGGUUAGAUUUUUUCAUCCACCGUUUUGAGGUUUUCAUUGAAUAACAUUUUUGUUGAUGUACUGACGGUUCUGACUCUUCUUUUCUAAAUUGUUCUAUUUUUAAUUUAGUACCAUUAUCCAUUAAAAUAUUCUGAAAUGGCGUUAAGUUGCACAUGAAUCGUCCUACCUGGGGUAAAAUUCAAGGCCAGAUAAAAACUGGGAAAUGCAUGUCCGUCAUGCAAGAAAAGAUAUUCUAAUUUGGGAAUUUAUUAUGCAUUAAGUGUUAUAGUCCAUUAAACUAAGAAGUAAGGUACAAUAAAUAGCAAAUGAACACAGUUCAUUGCAGAGGGGUUAAUACCUUGUAAAGCUUUAAUGACUAUGAUAUAGAGUUAUUUGGGAUGAAUCUGAAACCAUGUCGGCUACACUAGGACAUUUAUGUGUGACAGAAAUAUAGGGUCAUAAUUCUGUCUUACAUUAUUUUCCUAUCAAAGUUUGUCUGCCUGAUUUCAGAAUUUUAUAUAUAUGUGACUUGCAGUUCAAUAGGAUUGCCUGUCAGUUCAAUAGUUUUAUUCUUAAAACUUUUAAUAUAGAGCCCAUAAAUUCCAUUAAAUAAUACAAUUAUGAUGUUUUUACUGGGGUACAUGUAUAAUGUCUUAGAGAACAUUUUAAAAUCAUACAGAUAUAAUUAGAUUGAAAGAAAUCUCAAGAGAGCUAUUUUUUAAUCUGAUUUUAUCAUUCAGAAGCCACUGCAUAUAUGUAAAUUCAUAUACAACCCGUAAUUAUAACAUUUUAUGUAUAUAAAUAUAUAUACAUAUUUAUUGUCAUCACUCUCACCGGUGAAUAAUUUUCUCUCAUUUCAUGGAAAUGUUUGGAAUAAGUACUUCAUGUACUUUAUGUACUUCACCUGUAAAAGUAUAUUUUCCUUUAGUUUGACCUGCUUUCAAAGUUUAAUUGUAUAUUAAUAUGACCUUAGGUGAAUACAUAUUUUUGAAAAAUAAAUUGAUACGUAGAUUUACUUAGUUGUUUAAUGUAAUUUGUGAAAUGAGUAUAAGGCCUAAGGCAGUGUAAGAUUUCAACUUCAUAAGUUACAUUUCACAAGUGGCUUUUGGCGUUUACAAGGUGCUGUAUACUGCAAUUUAUAUCAAAGGAGGAAAAUGACUUACAGACACAGCUGAACCUAAAACUAACAAUCUGACCUACAAACAUGUACAUGUACCCUGGGGUAUUUCCUAGCAGUGAACUCAGAAACUAUUUUUGUUGGCCUAAUUAGAUGAUGUUUUAUUGUUUUUUAUUCUUGAUCUGUGUGUGAUUUUCUGUAGCAGAAGUGUCUGAUUUUAGGGCUGUUCCAGGAACUGAAAGAUAAUUUUGAUGACUAAUUUUACUUCUUAUCAAUCCAUGUUAGUGUGAAGGGUUUUAUUGUAUGGUAUGUUAUACAGUUCGAACCCUUAUGAUUUGCUUGUCAUUGUUUUAAUAGCAAUGAUAAAUAGUGUUCUGUUUGUUCUGACGAAACAUUGUUAACUCAUGUAUUAUUUGAGAAAUUGAAUAUGUUCACAUGUAAAUAUACAUUCUGUUGCAGAAAUAAGUAAUAUGCUGAUUUUCUUUGGUAUCUUGUUGAAUAUUAUGUAUGAAAUCAUGGUAUAAACUGAGUUUUUGUCUGUUAAGUCAGGUAGUAUAGUAGGAUAGUGGUUUGUGAGUACAAGCUCUACCCUGCAUGUCACAUACAUGUAAAAUACAAUACCCUAGUGGCCAUAAUCAUCUCACAUUCCUCCCAUGCAUGGACCAUGUUUUGACAUAAGUAGCAGUAUUUUCUUAAUUUUCAAUCUAAGUUUUCAUCAUUUAUUACUUCAGAAACUCUUAGAAUUGUAUAUAAAUUACAAUGUAUAAAAUUAGCAUUGCCUUAGAAAAGUACAGUCUGUCCAUGUGAUUAGGCCAUUUCUGAAAGUUGAAUAAAGAACGAAAAAUUGAUAGCUUAUAUGCCACUCAUUUACAAAUUUUACAUGAUUGCUUAAAAAAGAUGACAAAAAAAAUAUCAUAUAAACAAGAAUUAGGUGAGGUAUUUUGAUGAUUCAUGUUCUGACUGAAAAAAGAGAGAAAUACUAUUUGCACUACAUUUGUAGAUGUGUAGGAAAAAUCCUCUUAUUAUCUAAAGGGCUUAUGAUAAUUUAUGAUCAGCAAUUUUAUUUGAAAUUCAUAGAUUACAGGUAAAUUUGGCAAUAAACCAUUUUGAUGCUUUCAUGGUUAACUUAAAAAUCCUCUCAUACAAACAAGAGGAUUUGCUGUAAUAAUAUUAAUGCUUGUUAUGGUGAAUAUAGCGCUACUAAAUAGGUUCAAGCAUGAAUGUAAAAAAUCAGAAAUCAAACCUGCCCGGUUUUUACAUGAAUGCCAUUGCCUUAUAAGAUCAUGAUAGAGUGAAUUAAAUCAACUUUUUACACCAUGAAAUGGCCGCUACGCCUAAAUGCAUUUUAAUCUACUCAAUGAAAUUUUGUCAAUAUACGGAAACUGGAAAGGCUAAAACAUUUACAGACUUGCAUAAUAUUAACUUAUAUCCAUUCCUAUCAUCUUUUUCUGUCACUUUUUGUGACAAAACAUUCAAAUAAGCUAAUAAACUCUAAGAUAUUUCCCAGAAUUUGUCGUAAACGUGGUAGCGAUUUUACUGGUACUGUUGCACGGGCAAAACAGGGCUUAUUUUUUCCCUGGAGCAUUAGCAUUAAGUAUUCAGUGUAAGCUAGCAUAAUGUAUUUCAACACAAUCUCCAGUUGUUGUUUUUAAUUCCACUGCAGGCUUUUUUAUGACUUGGUAACAGAAGUUUCUCUGUACAGCUUAUUGUCUCAUAAUAAAUUUGGUAUGUGAAGCACGAAGCAAUUUUCAGCAUAAUAAUUCUACUACAUUUCAUGCAUUUUUCUGGUAUCUCUGUUCACGUCUUGUUACACAUUGCAUUGUCUUUAUUUACUUCAAUAUUUUAUGUUGUACAUGAGUUUGAGAGAAUAAACAUGAUGACUUGACUUGUGAAUGCAUUUUACUACUUUAAAAGUAAGUUCUUUCCUUGUGUGUUGAGCGCAGUUCAAUACAUAUUUUAAAGAAUCUUUUUUGAUAUGUUAUUAAAAAAAAUAUUACUUGUGGAAGUUAUGUGUGAUGUAAGCGAGUAAGAAGAUGCUGUUUGUGAUGAAAAAGAGUUAGAUGUGAUGUUAUGUGUGAUGUAAAAGAGUUAGAUGUGAUGUAUGUGUGAUGUAAAAGAGUAAGAUGUGAUGUUAUGUGUGAUGUAAAAGAGUUAGAUGUGAUGUUAUGUGUGAUGUAAAAGAGUUAGAUGUGAUGGUAUGUGUGAUGUAAAAGAGUUAGAUGUGAUAUUAUGUGUGAUUUAAAAGAGUUAGAUGUGAUGUAAUCAGUUUACUUUUAUUUGAUUUUGUUUAUCAAUAUUUGGUUAUUUUUCUGGAAAUCUACCAGUUGUUAAUUCUUAAAUAUUCUAUAUAAUAGAUUAAAAUUAUGAACUUAUGAUACAAAUUUAACUGCAGUAUGUUGUUUGUAUAUCUGCACACAUGCACAACUAUAUCAGAUAUGAGUACCGGUGAUGCUUGAAGGAUUUGUGAUAUUUUUUUUCCUGGAAAUAUUCUAUUAUUAACUACCUGGUAGUUCUAUGCUUGAGAUGGGAGCAAGAAAUGUUUACACUCUUUUAGAAAUGUUCAGUAUUGUCUUAAAAGAUACAGCUUUUGUUAAUAGCCAGGCUGCUGUGCUUUUUGCAAAAUUUUAUGUACAAAAUUGGCAACAUUAUACCUACUAUAAGCUAUAAAUAGUAUAUCAAAAUUCCUCAAAACAAAUGGUGUAUGUAAUUGUCGACAGAACUACAUGUAUUAUCAUACAUAUUUGGUAUAUAAAUGACUUCACUAAAUGGUUUCAUCAGCUCUACUUGUCUGGAUAAGAUUUUCACCAUAAACUUGAUAUCUGAUUUAAUUGACCAUUUAAUGAGUGUCUAAUUAUAGAGUGCAUCUUUGGGCUUUUUAACUGUCUAACCAAGUCAUGUUAUUGGGAUGCAAGAGCCCAUGAUUAAGGCUGGCAUACAAUGUGAAUAGUUAGUUCUCACUCCUCUAGGUCAGGUGAUGGUAAACAAUUUGGGGAACAAAGUUCUUGAACACAGAUGGCAUUUCAUUGAGUAUCUCAUAGCAAGGUCCUCUUGAAUGCCCUUUAAUAAAGACUUGAUAAUUGACCAGGGGCUGUUUGCAACAACCAACUUAGAUUUCACUUAAUAUGAAGAUUAAAAUCCAAGUGUUUUGAUUGGACUGUAAAAAUAACUGGCCAAUGAACUGAAUGGAAUUACUGAGGCAUGUCCAAGGAAAAGGAUUAGAACGAUAUUUAAUAUGGCAUCUGGAGCCUUCAAAUACAUGUAUUGUAAGGACACCUUUAAUUUAGCAUUUCAUUGACAGAGUACAGUCUGGGACCAAUAACAAAUCCUAACCCCUGGUACAGCACAAAACAAAUUUAAUUUCAUAUAAAAACAGGUGUGUCUGGCCCCAAGCCCUCAAUUGUUAUGACCUACUACAAGCCUGUUAACUUGCAUCUUUCAAAUACAACGUGUCUUCAAGAGGUACCUUUCCAUUAAGGUUGAUUUUGGAGUUCUUUAUUAUUUUUUCCUGUAUUACCUGGUGAAAUGUUCUUAAGUUACAAUACUUUUAAACUAUUCUUAUGGCAGACAUUUAGUUAACAUUCUGUUGUUUUUUGUGGAUAUUAUGGCUUAUGCAUUGACAGUAAUCACAUUUGUUUUAAAUCACAAUUGUUUUAUAAUGCUAUAUUAUUCUUAUGAAAAGGUUAUGUUUUUAAAACAGUUGGUUCAAAUGUUUUUAACAGUAACUGCUUUGCGACUUUAAUUUCUCAUGUUAUUUUUAUGUUUUACAUCUUCUGAUGAAUUCACAACUGUUUCUAUUGAUUUUGCCUUUCUUCAGUCUUGUAAUAUAUAUAGUUUUAUGCAUAAAGACUUCACACUGAACAUAUUUUAAUCAUGUUACAAACAUUUAUUGCAUUUUUGUAUAGAAGACAUAUGUGUGAUGACUUGUUAUCAUAUCUUUGAUAAAAUUGUCACAUUGUAAAAUAAAAAUGUGAAAUUGUCACAGUUAACUGAUACUAAUUCAAAUAUUAAAUUAUCACUGUGUAACUACUGUGUUAUGUGAAUGUGGUAUUGUCACACUCUGGUAGGUUGAAAUGUGAAAUUGCCACAGUGUAGUUACUGUGGUUAAAAUGUGAAAUUAUGAAAGUGUAGUUACAUUGCAUUAGAUUAUGUUGUGAAAUGUCACAUUGUUAUUGUUUUGGGUUAAGAUGUGAAAUUAUCACAGUGUAGCUACUGUGUUAUGUUAAAAUGUGAAAUUGUCUAGGUGUAGUUACUGUGUUAGGUUAAAAUGUGACAUUGUAACAGUGUAGUUACUGUGGUAGGUUUAAAUUUGAAAUUGUCACAGUGUUGAUAUUGCAUUAGGUUAAAAUUUGAAAUUGUUACAGUGAAGUAAUUGCAUAAGGUUAAAAUGUGAAAUUGUCACAGUGUAGUUACUGCGGUAGGUUAAAAUGUGAAAAGUCACAGUGUAGUUACUGUGAUAGAUAAAUAUGUGAAAUAAUUGCAGUAUAGUUACUACGUUAAGUUAAUAUGUGAAAUUGUUACAGUGUAGUUACUCGUUAAAUAUGGUACUAUUCUUAAAAAUAGUUUCACCCUUUCCCACAUUAAACAAAUCUGCAACAGAUAAACAUGACAAAGCUUAAUUACUAAAAUUGUAUUUCUUGAAUAGUGCUUAAAACAUAGUGGCAAAAGGAGAGAUUACUCAUUAUGAGCAUUUUGAGCAUAUUCACCUUUUGUCACAAUGUUUGCAAAAGUCACCUGCUGUAAAGGGAUCAGAAAGCACCUAUAUGUGGGAAAGGAUUGAUGGAUUAUUGACUUGUUAUAAUAGUCAAUUUGUUCACUAUUCAUGCAUCAUUUCAUUACUGUAUCAGAGAAUAUGUGAUUGUGUUAAAUAUAAUUGCUGAAUACAUUAAGAUUGUCUUUUUCAUUUAAUGUGAAAAUGUGAAGGAAAUAUGCUAAUACUUGUAAAAUUGUUUUUAAUUAUAUUGAACUAUUGUUAUUAAAACACAAGUGCUGUAUUAUUUAAGGCUGGAGUUUACAUUUAAAUGUAUGUAGGUUCAUUUUGGGUUCAGUUCAUACUGUACCAUGCUGUUAUCUUGGGGAUGUUAUAAUCGUGUGCAGUCCUUUUUACAAGAAUCUUUGGCCAAAUUUUCAGUAUUCGCAACAAAAUAGAUUACAUACAAUAAUAUUUAAAGUCCAGCAAUUCUUUUGUACUCAAAAUGAUAAUUUGUAAGUAAUUUAAACCGUUUAAACUCAAUAAUCUGCACGCCUUUCACUCAAAAUUACAGGAUUCUAUGGUAAAACUUACCCUUUUAUGUUAUCUACUUAUACAUAAAAUAUACCUUCUAUACCGGUAAAUGUUUCGCAUUGUAAAUGUAUUAUAUCACUAUUCACCACUCAAGAGGCGGCAAAUCGCUGCUACACAGUGUCAAUUUAUUGCCCAAAAUGGCUUAUCAGCAAACAAAGUAAAAGGCUGUUAAGCCCAAUGGGCAAUGAAUGGACACAUAUUUUAGUUCACUGUGGCUGCUGCUACCUAUAGUUAUAUGUGUAGACUUGCUCAAUCCAUGUCAUUGCCAUGAACAUCAGUUGUUAUCAUUAAACUGUGGGUAUUGUAGCUUA